AUGAAAAUUUUGUAUUCAAAUUUUGAAUAUUUAGGAAAUGAAAUUAAGACAAAAUUAAUAAAGACCAUACCAUGGAAUGAACUAAGCAACUUUUCAAAACUCGAUGAAGGCCAUUAUGGAUUAGUAAGCAAGGCUUAUUGGACAAGGACGCAUAGUAAUGUUGUUUGUAAAGCAUUAAUAAAUCUGAAAGAUAUAAACGGCACUGCGUUUAUACAUGAAUUAACAAUGCAUACUAGGUCAGAUCUUUGUGAAAACAUCGUUCGAUUGUUAGGAGUCACUGAAGAUACUGUUAAUGACCGAUAUUUCCUUAUCAUGGAAUACGCAAAUGAUGGGAAUUUACGGAAGUUUCUCAAAGUAAAUAAUCAUUCAUUGAAUUGGGAUCAAAGAUUAGAGCUGGCCUGUCAAAUUACAAAAGGAUUAUGUUAUUUGCAUAGUGAAGGAAUUAUUCACAGAGACUUGCAUGAUAAAAACAUUGUUAUCCAUGAUAGAAAAGCAAAAAUAACUGAUUUUGGAAAUGCUACAAGCAUUAAUACACAGACAAAUAUACACAAUGAGCUUUUUGGAAUGAUUCCAUUUUUAGCUCCUGAAUUACUUGAACAACACACUUCAAAUAAAAUAUCAUAUUGCGAGAAAACAGAUAUUUAUAGCCUUGGCAUGAUAUUUUGGGAAUUAUCUAGUGGCCGUCCACCGUUCGAAAAUCAUCCAAAUUAUAUUUGUUUAUCGAUCAGUAUUGUUCGAGGUGAUAGAGAAAAUAUGAUUUCCGGAACUCCUGAAGAAUAUAAGAAUCUUUAUAGCAAAUGCUGGGAUGCAGAUCGACAUAAACGACCAGAUAUUGAAUAUGUGCACAAAUUGUUGGAAGGAAUGACUAAAAUCUUGCCAAAUGGUGACUUUACAGCUAUUAAUUCUGAAGAUAACAACUCAAUAACUGAACAAACACAAUCGACCGAAAAAUUCUAUGGUCCGUAG
This is a messenger RNA of Racocetra persica, 966 nucleotides long. Lineage: Eukaryota; Fungi; Glomeromycota; Glomeromycetes; Diversisporales; Gigasporaceae. The record is from the annotation of a GenBank genome assembly.